Trichoderma reesei QM6a is the source of this 1718-nucleotide messenger RNA. RefSeq lists its product as uncharacterized. The record is from RefSeq and is a predicted model, not a curated record. Gene Ontology annotation, cellular component: endoplasmic reticulum membrane. The coding region runs from base 540 to 1718 and encodes 392 amino acids. NCBI's taxonomy places the organism in Eukaryota, Fungi, Ascomycota, Sordariomycetes, Hypocreales, Hypocreaceae. The transcript has a single exon. Gene Ontology annotation, molecular function: ATP-dependent diacylglycerol kinase activity. Gene Ontology annotation, biological process: phosphatidic acid biosynthetic process.
UCCCGCCGAUAACGACAGCUGAUAUAAAUACUCGUUCUGUGUCCUCUGGCCUGUCCCGCUUGUCCUCCACUUCUCCUCCGCUGGGCGCAAUCUCCCUCUCUCUCUCUCUCUCUCAUCUCUGUAUCACUACAGGCGCUGGUAAUGUGGCAGAGGGUCUAGCCUCUACCGCAUCGCUGCUAAACCCGUCGUUCACCCUGGAGGAUCCAAGUCGCCCCGGCAAUCUGUCCCCUGUCAGCCCCUCGUCAUCGCACAGCAGCGGCCUCCGUCUGUUUGAGCUCUUCAGCGCGCCAGCUCACGGCUUCAGCGGCACCGGCAGAAGCAGAAGCAGAAGCAGAAGCAUCACUAUCAGCAGCACAAGCAGCAGCCGAAACAGUCGAAGCAGCAGCAGUAGCAGCAGCAACGGCAGCAGCACUGCCGCGCCGCGCCUCUCGCGCCGGGACCAUCACGACCAGCCUCUGUGGCCCUCGGGCUUUGACUCGCUGCGGCGGCUCGUCGUCGGCGCCGUCAACUGCCCUGCGCUCCCGCCAGCGAACCUCAGCAUGUCGCUCCGUCGCCAGUCGGCCCGCGUGCCGCAGACGCCUCGCAUCAUCUCGCCCAGCCCGACGCCGUCAGAACGAGACGCGCAGGAUUACGUGGGCCCCAUGACCCGGAGUCGAAGGAAGGCUCCGGCGCAGCAGGUGGUGGACGAGGUCAGCGACGAAGAGGGGAGCAGCUCCUCCGGCCCCCGAAGAUCCCGUACAAGAAGCCGCUCGCCCCUCGAAACGCGCACGCCUCGCAAGACCAAGACGCCAAAGGCAGCGGCCAAAGCAGACGAGGACGGCAUCAUGGCGGCGGCCACGACGACAGCGACGGCAAUGGCCUCGCGACUGGCCACGACCAACGGCCAUCUCGCACCACCGGUGCCCGUGUCCACAGGAUGGAGCUGGCGCGACUUCAGCCGCAGCCCCAGUCCCCUGGGCCUCAUCCCCAUCCACAGGCACUGGCGGACGUUUGUGCACAAGCACGAGGUCCCCCGCAAGGCGCUGCACGUGUCCAUCGGCUUCUUCGUCGUCUGGCUCUACAGCUCGGGCACCCAGACGAGCGCCGUGCCGCCGUACCUCAUGGGCGCGCUGGUGCCCAUCACGACGGUCGACUGGCUGCGGCACCGAUACGCCUCCUUCAACCGGCUCUACGUCAAGGUGCUCGGCGCCCUCAUGAGGGAGAGCGAAUACUCGGGCUGGAAUGGCGUCAUCUUCUACCUCCUCGGCGCCUGGAUCACCCUCUACUUCUUCCCCAAGGACGUUGGCGUCAUCAGCGUCCUGCUUCUCAGCUGGUGCGACACGGCCGCCAGCACGUUCGGCCGCCUCUGGGGGCGAUACACCCCAAGGCUGCGCCGCGGCAAGUCCCUGGCCGGAUCGCUCGCCGCCUUUGUCGUCGGCGUGGCCACCUCCUACCUGUGGUAUGGGUGGCUGGUCCCGACGCUGGGUCCCAAGCCCGGCGACGAAACCUUCAUGUUCACGGGCACUCUGUCGCUGCCGCGCGCAUUGAUUGAUGCCGUCGGCAUCCCGGAGAGCAUGGCAUCCGUGUCCGGCUCGGUGGCCCUUGGCAUCAUGAGCGUCUGGUCCGGAUUCGUGGCCUCAGCCAGCGAGGUUGCCGACGUGUUUGGAUGGGACGACAACUUGACGAUUCCGGUGCUUAGCGGAGUCGGUAUCUGGGGGUUCCUGAAGCUGUUUGGCUAG